This is a messenger RNA of Colletotrichum navitas, 1555 nucleotides long. RefSeq lists its product as uncharacterized. Bases 393 to 1403 code for a protein of 336 amino acids. NCBI's taxonomy places the organism in Eukaryota, Fungi, Ascomycota, Sordariomycetes, Glomerellales, Glomerellaceae. The transcript is spliced from 2 exons. The record is from RefSeq and is a predicted model, not a curated record.
UUUCUAUGUGUGUGUGUGUGUUUGGUGUGUUUUCGUGAGACCACGUGACGAUGUGACGAUACGUGCAACCGAUUUUCAGGUAGGCAACGUGGGAGAAGGAAAGAGCUUCGUGGAGCCCAGCGGGCUCUUUCCUGCCACGAAGCUGCUGCGUGCGGAUCCUGGUGGAAGAAAGAACGGCAGUACCUGAUGAGGGGAGGGGCAACUGCAGAGGGAUGCGUCCGUAUGUAGCUACCUACUACUUCCCUUUUCCCAUCUUUUUACACGGGUAGGUUAUUUUUGAAGGUAUCUAUACUUACCUUGACCUCAACAACACCUGGAACGAUGCCAUUGACACAGUUUCUGGCGUUGUCGGCCGAGACCCCCUCAAACACGAUGCCGCGAUAGCGCCAGUGAUGACGCCUCUCACUCGUCCCGUCCCUCUCCGCACACCUUCCUUCUUCUUGACGACCGCGCCCCUGCCAUCGCGUAAUGCACAAUAUGUAGGACACAUCUCCUGGAUUCAUUGUCAAUGCAACACUGGCCUCAAAUUCCAACCAUUUCACCGUACCCCACUUUCACUGGGGGGCCAAUCGCCGCGCCAUCAGAGAUACCGAGUUGGCGACGACUCCAACGACAUGACACAGGGCACCAGUCACUGGCCACCCACCGCGGAUCGGGUCAGGGUCUGUCCCGCAGUCCAAUCGCUCGCUCCCUUUUCCUUUUCGCUCGCCAACAACGAAUACUGCUACUCCAAAGGCCCUAGUAGCCCCGAUAGUGCGCCCCUCCUCUCCCCGGCCUCAGACCUCCGUUUAUUGCCGGGUCCUAAGCGGGACGGACGCUGGCCAGAAAGCCUAUCACUGGCUGUUCUUCCCAAUUUGAUACUGGGCCUGAGAAAUGGUUGGGACACCGAGAGCGUCUACAAACCGCCUGCCACUGGACGCUCCGAUGUCGUGGCAAGUCCCGGCCCGCUGAAGAUCAUGCCGCCUUUGGCGGGAAACGGGGAGAUAGCCUUGGACCAUGACAGCUUUGAGUGGCGACAUAAACUAAACGACAACGAUCCCGAGUCAUUCCUCUUGACCGACCCGGGGGAAUCAUCGUUAUUAUUUCGCCUAUUGCUUCCCCUUUUCUUGCACCGAGGUACGGUAACAAAACAACUGUCACUUUGUUUGUCUAAUUGCCCAGGUGAGACGUAUGCCACGCCUUGGCUUGGGGCGUCGAUAGUUGAAGCAUCCAGGGUCGAUGGUGGUGGCCCUGCCGCCGCUGCAGUCCUGGACUUCGGGUCGUCAGGUACAAAUGACAUCGUCGUCGGUCUCGUCGGCCAGGGCCAAUUCUUCAGGCAUCAAGACACGGCGUGGUAUACCUCGCGCUUUGGAUUCAUGACCAUGAUUCACUGCCUUACUGGGAAACCCGAUGAGACGUGCUAGGCAUGGCAUAAUGAACCGGGCUGGAAGUCUCGACAGUUGCCGUUGCAGUUCAAAAGGUGAAAGUUGCUCACCGAGCCAAUCCAGACGGGAGAGCUUCAGGUGGACUAUCGUUUCAAGACGAGGGUUCCUGGCUCGAGUUGGGUGCGAAAGGA